Daphnia carinata is the source of this 378-nucleotide messenger RNA. Its product is annotated as semaphorin-2A-like. Lineage: Eukaryota; Metazoa; Arthropoda; Branchiopoda; Diplostraca; Daphniidae. The transcript is spliced from 3 exons. The record is from RefSeq and is a predicted model, not a curated record. The coding region runs from base 63 to 362 and encodes 99 amino acids.
AGAAAGGCCAAUACCAGCUGUCGUUCAGGCCCGACAAGUACAUUCAGACGGCCGAACAAGGCAUGGUGAUUAUGGGCGUGACAGAACAGGAGGCCGGUCGCUAUGACUGCCGUCUAGGAGCGGACACGCUGUGCAGUUAUAAUAUCACGGUCGAUACGCAGCGAUGCGCUGCCCCCAGCAAAUCACACGAUUAUCAGAAAGUCUACUCUGACUGGUGUCACGAAUUUGAGAAAUACAAAAUGGCCAUGAAGACGUGGGAGAGAAGGCAGCUGCAAUGUAACAGUCGGCAAACGAACGAUACAGCCAGCAGCAAUCAGAAUGCUCAUCCCAACGAGAUCUAUCCACGGAGUCCUUUGGUCUGAACAAGUUCCAAUAAAA